Molecule: messenger RNA, 1491 nt
Organism: Ceraceosorus bombacis
Lineage: Eukaryota; Fungi; Basidiomycota; Exobasidiomycetes; Ceraceosorales; Ceraceosoraceae
Source: the annotation of a GenBank genome assembly
AUGCCUUCCUCUGAAGUCUUCACUUCCGGCCCGGAGCACGUGGCUUACACCACCUCCAAUGGCGCCCCUUACCCUGAGCCUUACCAGGCCCAGCGUUUCAGCAAUGGCAAGAAGAACAUUGGCGGUCCCUUGCUUUUGCAAGACUUUCACCACAUCGACCUCUUGGCACACUUUGACAGAGAACGCAUUCCCGAGCGAGUAGUGCACGCCAAGGGCGGUGGUGCUCACGGUGUCUUUGAGGCCACUCACGACAUCAGCGACUUGUGCUGCGCCGAGGUGUUCAAGAAGGGUUCCAAGACACCCCUCACCAUGCGCUUCUCCACCGUCGGUGGCGAGUCUGGCUCACCCGACACUGCCCGUGACCCCCGCGGCUUCUCCGUCAAGUUGCGCACAUCGCAAGGCAACUUGGAUUGGGUCUUCAAUAACACUCCCAUCUUCUUCCUGCGCGACCCCGCAAAAUUCCCUCACUUCAUCCACACUCAAAAGCGCGACCCUCAGACCCACUUGAAGGAUGCAGACAUGUUCUGGGACUACCUCUCCCAAAACCCAGAGUCCGUUCACCAAGUCAUGAUCCUCUUUGGUGACCGAGGUAUCCCCAAGCGUCAUGACUUGCAGCACGGCUACUCUGGCCACACCUUCAAGUUCAUCAACGCUCAGGGCGAGUGGCAGUACGUUCAGAUUCACGUUCGAUCGGACCAGGGAACCGACUUUUACACUCAGGAGGAAGGGGUCAAGCUUGCUGGCGAGAACCCCGACAUUCACAACCAGCAAUUGUUUGAACAAAUCGAGAAGGGUCAAUUCCCAUCCUGGACCGUCAGCGUACAGACCAUGACUCAAAAGCAAGCCGAGGAUUUCCGCUACAGCGUCUUUGACUUGACCAAGGUCUGGCCCCACGCCGAGUUCCCUCUGCGACCUGUGGGCAAGAUCACUUUGAACAAGAACCCCUCCAACUACUUUGCCGAGAUUGAGCAAGUCGCAUUCGCACCCAGCCACCUCGUGCCCGGUGUCGAGCCAAGCGCAGACCCAGUUCUGCAGAGUCGUCUCUUCUCUUAUCCCGACACACACAGGCACCGUCUGGGUGUCAAUUACCAACAGAUUCCCGUCAAUGCUCCGUUGGUCCCUGUGGCCAACUUCCAGCGCGACGGGUUCAUGUCGGUGAAUGGCAACCAAGGCAAUCGACCAAACUACGUGUCCACCAUCAAGCCAUUGCAGUACCCCAAGCAGGUCAGCGUUCAGGAUGCCGUCCACCAAGACUUUACCGCCUCGACCAUUAGUUACUUUUUGUCUCAAGUCGACGACAAGGACUUUGAGCAGCCUCGCGCGCUUUGGGAGAAGGUGUUCGACGAGCAGGCCAAGGAGCGAUUCAUCAACAACGUCUCUGGUCACUUGGGCGGCGCAAAGUCUCGCGAGAUUAUCCAGCGUCAACUCGCCGUCUUUGGCCGCGUGCACCCAGACAUUAGCAGCCGCAUCAGCGCAAAGAUUGGCGCUUGA